GGUGUUCCUUUCCGGAUUGCGAUCGUUCCGUCGAUCCCUUCAUCGGCCGAUCUAACUCUUUAAUCGGAGGUUUGUGGUGAAUCAUGUCUGAUGUCCCUUCUUGUUCUAGCGGCAAUGAUACAACCAACAAUGAUUCGAGUAACUUCGAAUGUAACAUCUGCUUAGACUUGGCUCAAGAUCCUAUUGUCACUCUCUGUGGUCACUUGUUCUGUUGGCCUUGUUUAUACAAAUGGCUCCAUCUUCAUUCUCAAUCUAAGGACUGUCCUGUUUGCAAAGCCGUGAUCGAAGAAGACAGAUUGGUUCCUUUGUACGGUAGAGGUAAAUCGUCUGCCGACCCUCGAUCCAAGUCCAUUCCUGGACUCGAAGUGCCUAACCGUCCAUCGGGACAGAGACCCGAAACUGCACAACCUCCUGAUCCUAACCAUGGUUUUGCUCAUCAUCAUGGGUUUGGUGGGUUCAUGGGAGGUUUUGCUGCUCCCAUGGCGAGUGCGCGGUUUGGGAAUGUUACAUUGUCUGCAGCGUUUGGCGGUUUGAUUCCUUCGUUGUUCAACCUCCAUUUCCAUGGAUUCCCUGAUGCAGCCAUGUAUGGAGCUGCUGCUUCUGGCGGAUUCCCUCACGGUUUCUCAAAUCCUUUCCAUGGAGGACACUCACAUAUGCAUAGUUACCAGCGGCACGCAGGACGACAAGGACAACAAGACAAUCACUUGAAGAUAUUGUCACUUGUUGUUUUUGUCGUCGUUGUGUUAUCCCUCUUCUUGAGCUAGUGAGGAAAUCGAUUAGCAAACUUCAUUUCGCUUUUUUAAUUCUAGAUCUUAUUGCAUAAAAACCUGGGAAGAUAUGCUGUGAGUUGGCUUGUAAUCUGCUACUUUAGCAAAUUGUUCAUAUAUCAAUACAUAUCGGAUUCUCUU
Molecule: messenger RNA, 908 nt
Organism: Arabidopsis arenosa
Lineage: Eukaryota; Viridiplantae; Streptophyta; Magnoliopsida; Brassicales; Brassicaceae
Source: the annotation of a GenBank genome assembly